Messenger RNA from Misgurnus anguillicaudatus (oriental weatherfish), 2732 nucleotides. RefSeq names its product cysteinyl leukotriene receptor 2b (gene cysltr2b). Gene Ontology annotation, cellular component: plasma membrane. The record is from RefSeq and is a predicted model, not a curated record. Lineage: Eukaryota; Metazoa; Chordata; Actinopteri; Cypriniformes; Cobitidae. Gene Ontology annotation, biological process: G protein-coupled receptor signaling pathway. Gene Ontology annotation, molecular function: G protein-coupled receptor activity.
UACAAGAUGAAUAGGUGUGUCUUGAACAUGAAACUGGAGAAAGUGAAUUAGAGCUUCAGAGCUGCAGCGUGUGCGUAGUCUCUAUACAGCUUUAUAUGCAACAGCACUUAUCUUUGCAUGCGUCUCAGUUUAUAUUUGUGGACAUUAAACUCUAAGGAUUUUGUGCUUCUUGGUUACUCUUGACGGUUCCCGAUUCAACAAUGAAGCACUUGUGGAACACCACAAACAACUGCUCCAUCACCGAGUUCAAACAUACCAUCUAUCCAGCUACAUAUUUGUUCAUCUUUUUCCUUGGGCUUUUUGCCAACCUCAUAUCUCUAUACUUCUUCAUUAAAACAUGGAAAACAAAGAGGGCUUUCUCUCCAGUCAACAUCCUAAUGGUCAAUCUCCUCAUGUCCGACCUGAUGAUGGUGUGCUCGCUACCGCUUCGAGCCGCGUACUACCUCAUGGACUCCCACUGGGCCUUUGGAGACGUCACCUGCCGGAUCAUGGCCUACGUGUUUUACGUCAACAUGUACGGCAGCAUUUAUUUCCUUAUGGUGCUGAGCAUAGUUCGCUUCGUGGGCAUUGUGAAGCCAUUCAUAUAUAUGCACUGGCAAAGCUCUCAGAGAGCCUGGAUAAUUUGCAUCAUCGUCUGGUUGAUCAUGUCCGUAGCCUCAAUUCCACUUUUGAGAGCAGGAACUUCUGAGGACCAGGAUGGACAUAUAAAAUGUUUGGAGCUGGACUCGUCCGUGUUGCAGACCAUUAUCGUACUGAAUCGCAGUGUCUUGUUUGUAGGCUUUGUAAUGCCUUUCACAGUCAUUUCUGUUUGUUACAUUUUUGCUGCGUUGUAUUUGUUAAAGCUGAAGAAGGCUAGAAAGAGAUCUCAGUUAAAUCACAAGAAGUCUUGCUCUCUUGUGAUCAUAGUGCUUCUCAUUUUUCUCACGUGCUUCAUGCCGUAUCACGUGGUCCGAACUAUCUUCUUGGAGGCUGAGAUGGAUGUCCAAAAGAACGGUUACGGAGACUCCUGCUUUUACAUUCAACGCCUGAGAGAGGCUGCGGUCAUCACACAUUGUCUGGCUUCAGGAAACAGUUGCCUGGAUCCACUGCUUUUCUUUUUCGCGGGUGAAAACUUUAUUAGCUUUUGGCGUGAGAAUACAUCAAGGCGGCAAAGCUGUACAAUAGACCAGAAUGUAAAAGUUAUGGUGAAGUGCCAGACACUAUCAGUCGGUUAAGACUGGUUUAGUGUGUUUGGGACCUGUCGGGACUUGAGGGGAAAGAAGGUAGAUUCCCCAAAUUCCUAAAUGGCAGACAAUAUAUGCAAGAGUGAUAUCUUCCUAUGGGAAAGAAAAAUCUCAAUCUCUUAAAAGUGGCACAGGGAGAUUAUCUGUUUGUCCUACCAAUGGAAGAUGGAGGGAGCGAUGAAACUUUAUGUCUUAUGUCUUUUUGUUUAUGUCACGUUUGAGACAAGGCAGGCAAGGAAGCAGAUCCAAAUGCAACUUUGUUUAUUAAAAUAAACAGGUAUGGGAAGAGAUAAACACAGACACAUAACCCAGCACAUAGACAUAAACAACGACUGACAAAAGACAAAGCCAACACUAGUAGGGCUAUAGGAUACACUCAAAGGAUAACAAGAAAACGAGAAAUACAUGGGGAACAAUCUCACAAGGCCCAAUAAAACAAAAGAACUACAAGGAACUACAAAAAUGGCAGACAGAAACAUAACUUCAAAAUAAAAGUACAGGACCGGGAACACAGAACAGGAAUAAACUAAAAGUCCAAAGACACAGAGACAGGGCCGUGACAGAUUAAUAACAAUUAUUGUUUUUGCAAUGUUGAGUGAUGCUGCAGGAGUUUCACACAUAUUAUGUUGUUUCUUGUAGACACAAAUGAGUUUCAGAAGAGAUCUCUACCAUGUCUGACACUUUGCUCAUGCACUUUAAAAAAAAAUAAGGUCUGUGAUUUCAAAAUAAACUGAAACAUUUCUAACAGAAGACCAAAUGAUCUGAGCGCAAUACAAAUUUAUUUUAUUAUUAUAUUAUUUUAUUACUUUAUAUUUCUCUUAAAGAAUGCAUUUUUCCUGGUAAUGUAAUUUUAAAUUUUUGUAAAUAUCAGCACAUUGCACGUAGUUGUCCAGUUGUGUAUUUCAUGUAGACACUGUAAAUUAAAAUUGUCUAUAUAUAGUUUUGUAUAAAACAGUUCCAGUCCUUGAUUUUGAUUGGUCAAUAGCUGUGGUUUAUUUACAAUAAAACACAGCUAUGAUCGCUACACCCAACAAUUCUGUGUAUAACCCUAACCACGUAACUCUUAUUAGUAAUCACCAUUUGCAACGUAAACAUAUUGGGGUGGUUUCCCAGACAGGGAUAAUCUUAAACCAGGACUAAGCCUUAGUUUAAUUAGGUAAUAUAACUACUUUUAACAAACACGCCUUACUACAAACAUUGGCAUGCAUUUUGAGGCAAAAUUAAGGGCACUGAUGCAUUUUAGGAUAUGUCAGUGAUGAAAGUUGUUUUCAGUUUGGACAGCUCUUACAUUUAUUUUAGUCUAGGACUAGUCUAAUCCGCCCCAUUAUGUGAAAUAUUCUUUUGCUUUUCACAGUCGGUCAGGGACAAUUUUCCCAGCGAAAGAAAGGCUCUUAGUUAAUUCAUGCAAGUUGGGUUAUAAUUUUUUUUUUGCUUCCAUUUUUUGUGUGGUAGUGCUGCGUUGUGUGAAUAAAUCACGACUGAAGGGAGAAUGUACCGCAUGUUUUUGAA